Messenger RNA from Lytechinus variegatus (green sea urchin), 3270 nucleotides. Its product is annotated as ubiquitin carboxyl-terminal hydrolase 1-like. The transcript is spliced from 9 exons. NCBI's taxonomy places the organism in Eukaryota, Metazoa, Echinodermata, Echinoidea, Temnopleuroida, Toxopneustidae. Bases 139 to 2568 code for a protein of 809 amino acids. The record is from RefSeq and is a predicted model, not a curated record. Gene Ontology annotation, molecular function: cysteine-type endopeptidase activity; cysteine-type deubiquitinase activity. Gene Ontology annotation, biological process: protein deubiquitination. Gene Ontology annotation, cellular component: cytosol; nucleus.
CGAAUGACGCAUGCGCAUUCCGUUCUGUGAUCUUUGGACACGGACAUGGCGCUAAAUUUUUAAGUGUAAACAUACAGGUUUUCAGCCAUAGUGACAACUAGAAGUUUACAUAUUGCAGACUUUGAUGACCGUACUACAAUGGCUGCGAGUGUGGAAGCACUGCAAAGUCCACCCAGGAAGAGAGCGAGGUUAUCACUGAAGCUUGUGAGAAAAGACCAACAGACCAGCAAGGUCAGCGCACCUCUUAGUGAAGAACAAGAAGAGACCAGAGAUGAACAACCAAAAUAUGAAGCAACCGAUGGUGUAGCACCUACUUACAGUGAACCGCCAUCGUCCACCAUUCCAAGCGAGUAUAUGAUAAGCGUAGCUCCGUAUACCGGUCUGCAUAACCUGGGCAACACCUGCUAUCUCAACAGUGUGCUACAAGUUCUAAGGUAUUGUCCAAGCUUUAGCGAGAAUCUGGCGAGACUUUCCGGGUUGGUUUCUGACAAACUCAAGAAGAAUGAUGAAGAAGAAAAGGACGAUACUGCUGUUGAGGAUGAGAGGAGUAGGCGGAGAAGAGUUGAGUUCUUAGGACAGCUUAAAUUGGUUCAAGCAAUGAAUAAAUUGUUCAACACCAUGUCUGAGAAGGAGCAAUCUUACUUGAAGCAGAUGAUGCCAGCUGGUCAGGAAUUAGCUAUGUAUCCUGAAGAAAUCUUGGAAGCUAUCAGGGAAUUGAACUCAAUGUUCAAAGGCUAUCUACAGCAUGAUGCCCAGGAGCUUCUCUGUUGCAUCCUCAGUAACGUCCAAGAGGCUUGCCAGCGACUUGGUGACCUCCAGGAGAACAAAGAGAACCAGACCAAUCAGACUGCUGUCAUGGAUGUACCUUCGGGAACCUGCCUGAAAGCUGUGAGGAAGCUUGACAUGGGCGGAGCUGGUGAUGGUUCGACGGAGAAAGAGUCUGGAAGACUGUUGGGAGGAGGUAGACCCCUCGGUGGAGGUAGGCCUAGGAGUGAAAAGACAUUGAGUGAAAAGAAGUUGGAUUAUAAAGGGCUUGGUAAUGAUACUCUUGUGACUCACCAGGACAACGGCAUUGGUGAUCAUCCUAAUGGGUAUAGUGAUGGAAAUGUUGAACACAUUAAACUAUGCAAUGGUAACAUCACAGGCACUCUGAAAAAGUCUGAGACAAUCAACGGGGUGGUCGUGGGUCACCACGGAGGGAUUUCCCCAAGUAAUGACUCUGUGCGGAGACGAGGGGGGAGGAAGAGCGCCUUGACCAACGGACACUUAUCAGGGAUAGAGUGCAAUGGGAUGAAUGGUAGCCUUCCGGAGACGAACGGAUCGGGAGACGGCGGAAGCUGUAAGAAGAAGCGUCUUGGGAUCGGUCGCCUUGCAUUGCAGCAAUAUUCCCUGGGCAAGUUUGGCAUCGUCAAGAAAGACAAAGCACCACCGGUUGAACAGCGUACACCAUAUGAUGCAUCUCACCAUCAUGGUGCUGACUUUGAUUUGGCCGAGGCUUCGAAGGAAGCGCCUGAAGUUGGAACAUUUGCUUCCAGGAAUGUGACCGCUAAUAACUCCAAUGACCCUGAUAAGUCUGUGGAUACACCCAAAGCUUCUCCGAAAGUGGAGGAUGAUUCGGAGACAGUCGAAAGACUGCAAGGAGAGCAUUCACCACCAGCCACCCAAGACAAGGAAACGUCGACAAAGCUGGAAGAAUGUACCGUCCCCGAGCCACCAACGACCAACUGCGCCCAAACAGCAGUGGUGGAAGGAGUUGGAGACCAGGGUGGGGCAGUGGAGAGUGCAGGUGUUGCGCCUUUGCUGGGUGAGAUGAAAGUGAUUGAGAGGCUCUUUCAGGGUACCCUGGUACUCCAGACACGCUGCCUGGAGUGUGAAUCCUGUUCGGAGAAGAGGGAAGAUUUCCAGGAUGUCAGCGUUCCAGUUCAGAGUAUCCCUGCCUUCACCAGUGAAGAAGAGCAAGGAGAACAUGCCCCAGAUGUCAACCCUCGUAACCUGUCUCUGGGCUGGGCGUUGUCCGAGUUCACCAGUGUUGAGAGACUGACGGAUGAUAACAAGUACUUCUGUGAGCAUUGUUUUCAUCUGACCGAAGCCGAGAGAUCUGUUCUCUUUGGGAGGCUACCCGGUGUGCUUAUCAUCCAGUUGAAGAGGUUCAGUGCUUUCAUUAACUGUUUCUCUCCUGGAGGAUCUGUGUCAAAGGUCAAUGACCAUCUGGCCAUCCCGUUGACCCUGAGCCUCGCCAAGUGGUGUUCUGGAUCUUGUCAGCAGAGGAACACGCCCUAUGAGCUCUGUGCAGUGGUCGCUCACAGUGGGUCAUCUAGCUCCAGCGGUCAUUACAUCGCCUAUGCUCGGGUACCUCAAAAAAAUGCAGAAUCCCAAUCCUGUGAUGCAGACUCCGGAGCCCAAGAUCAGUGUCCCAUGAAAGAGUCCUGGGCUAAGUUUGACGACGACAGAGUUCAGGUCCUGUCCGACGAGGAGUUUGAAUCCCUGGUGAAUCCUCUGCAGGGCAACGACUCGGCUGCUACUCCUUACCUUCUGCUCUACAAAGACACUUGUCAGAUCGCAAGAUGAAAUUAUGGAGAUCUUUGAAUAUUUCUUGUUUCUUUAUGAUUAUACAUAAUAAUAGAUAGGCUGCAGAUAACAUACCUCACCUGAACCAUAUAGAGGAAGUGUGGGAGUUCAGCUUUCUUUUAUUUAUGUUUUUUGUUAAUUUUUUUUUAACUUUAAUCAUUUUGUGAAUUAUUUUAUAAAAGUGUAAACAUUAUGGCAAAGUUUAUAGAGUGGUUUUUCAGCUCUGUUUAUCUUUGGUUACUCUCAUCCAUGCUCUUGUAGCUGAAAAUUGUUUUGCAAAGGACCAAAUUGAACUUCCUUCAUUCUAAAAAAAAAAUAUGUGAUGAAAUAUACUAUUAAAUGUUGAAUUGAAAUGAAUUUAUUUAUUCUCCAAAAAGUUUUUCAAUAAUAAUAAUAUUAAAACAUGAGAUUUGUAUAGCGCACUUUCCAUCUUGAGUAGAUGCUCAAGGUGAUUCAGAGCAGAGCAACAAAAAACCAAAACAAAUUACAUAUAACACACGUUUGAAUAAUAGGUCAGUGUUUGUCAAAAGACUCUCUGAUACAGGUAUGUUUUCAGGUUGCCCCUGAAGUGUAGUAAUAAUUAUACUUGCUUAUAUAUUGCUUAACUCUUACUCUAUCAGAAGUCUCUAAUAUGCUUUUCACAUUGCAUUUCCUUAACCCCAUACUAUUCUUAGCCCUGGACUAUCCUUAACCCCAUACUAU